Penicillium brasilianum is the source of this 1983-nucleotide messenger RNA. The record is from the annotation of a GenBank genome assembly. NCBI's taxonomy places the organism in Eukaryota, Fungi, Ascomycota, Eurotiomycetes, Eurotiales, Aspergillaceae.
ACUCCUGAUCACUCCUCCUCCUCUCCCUCGUCCAUCGCUACUUACUCUUCAAAUUUGCCGGGUCUUCCUCCUUCGAACUCGCAUUCUACCUGCAGCAUCUCUCCAGCCCUCGAGACUUGCGAAUACAAUCGAAUGGAAUUUCCGAGUUUCCCCUGAAACUAAAUCUUUUGCUCGUCUCUCAUCGAUUCCUACCACCACCUCUUCCUGCCCUUCUUCCACGUUCCUCUCCGCUGCGGGGUCCGACAAGCCCACAUUUGCUACCUAACGGGGGUCCUCUGCCCAUUCGACAGCACAUCGCAUACCAAAUCCGACCGUCUCGGGUGCUUUCAGCCCUAUCUCCCACACCAUGAGCUGUGAGUCAAUUUCGUGCGCAGUGUUUUGAAUCGUACAAUCCUGCCGGUUUUUUGGGGAGGGGGAUCAUAUACGAGGUCCUUGCUCUCUCGCGGCCGUGCUUGGUGUUUUUUUUUUCUCGCCUUGUCUCAGCUUUGACCACAUGGCACGACUCCGAGCUGGGAUUCAGUCGUAAUGCUUGUCUUCAUCUGCACGCCUCUUUUGUUCGUCGCAUAUUACAUCGCGGACUUUAUUGUUGGGCUGUCCGCGCUUUAUCACGAUGUCGCAACCAUGUUGAACAAGCUGUCUGGUCAGCCAGAAAGCUAUGAGAAAAAGGCCCUCUAUAAGUUCGGCCGUACACUCGGUGCAGGCACAUACGGUAUCGUCCGGGAGGCUGAGACGGGUGAUGGCAGCAAGGUUGCGGUCAAGAUUAUCUUAAAGAAGAAUGUCCGCGGCAAUGAGGGUAUGGUCUACGACGAGCUAGAGAUGCUGCAGAAGCUUAAGCACCCUCACAUUGUCUCUUUUGUGGAUUGGUUCGAGUCCAAGGAUAAAUUCUAUAUCGUCACCCAAUUGGCCGUGGGUGGAGAGUUGUUUGACCGGAUUUGCGAUUAUGGAAAGUUCACUGAGAAGGAUGCUUCGCAAACCAUUCGCCAGGUGCUGGACGCGGUUGACUACCUGCACAAGCGCAACAUCGUCCACCGAGACUUGAAACCCGAGAACCUUCUCUAUCUCACACGCGCAGCCGACUCGGAGUUGGUGCUUGCCGACUUUGGUAUCGCCAAGAUGCUGGAAAACUCGGCCGAGGUUCUCACCACCAUGGCAGGGUCCUUUGGCUAUGCUGCCCCGGAAGUCAUGCUUAAGCAGGGCCACGGAAAGGCCGUCGACAUGUGGUCGUUGGGCGUCAUCACUUACACUCUCCUCUGUGGUUAUUCCCCCUUCCGUUCCGAAAACCUGACCGAUCUGAUCGAAGAAUGUCGUGCCGGUCGCAUCAUCUUCCACGAGCGUUAUUGGAAGGAUGUCUCUCAGGAUGCGAAAGAUUUUAUUCUCACCCUCCUGCAACCGGAUCCCCACAAGCGUGUGACUUCGGAGGAGGCUCUCAAGCACGUGUGGCUGACCGGUGAAACCGCCGGCGACCGGGAUCUGCUGCCCGAGAUUCGUGCUUACAUUGCCCGUGCCCGUCUCCGUCGUGGUAUCGAGAUUGUCAAGCUGGCCAAUCGCAUCGAAGCGCUCAAAUUGCACGAAGAUGCCGAGGAGGGCGAGGAAGAUAUCCCCAGCCCAAUGGAUAUGGGGGCUGGCAGUGCUCCAACCGAAUCAAGCGAGAAUGGCGAUUCCGCUACCCCCACCACCAAAAAGCGCAGUCUUAGCAAGGUUGCUCGUGGCGCUAUCUUCCGAGAAGUAGUCUUGGCCAAGGUCCGUGAAGCCAAGGAAAAUGAGGAGCGAGAGAAGGUUGAACGAGAGGCCCGGGAGAAGGCAUCGCAUCAUUAAACUUCUAUCUCGUCCUGAUUUGUCGUUUCUUUUAUUGUUAUGAUGCCGGUUGAUGCUCCUGUAUUUUGCAUUGAUUCUGGAUAUAGUCGUGUGAUUCCCCAUUUUUCAUGCUUUCUCUGCACAUAAUAAGUUGAUUCGAAUGGAUUUUUCACUCUUCGUCCUCUUUCA